Symbiodinium sp. CCMP2456 is the source of this 3738-nucleotide messenger RNA. The record is from the annotation of a GenBank genome assembly. NCBI's taxonomy places the organism in Eukaryota, Dinophyceae, Suessiales, Symbiodiniaceae.
AUGGUGCAGAAGAGCAGGAGGACUGCCAAGCUGUUCGUGAAAGAGCAGCAGCUUCCUUGGCCAGCGCCUGCGACUGCUUUAAUUGCUUGCGUGUUGUUCCCUUGUGCCAUGGCGCUGCGGGCUUUGCAGGCAUGCAUCGCAACAGGGACUCUGUCCAUUGGACCUUUGCCCAUACCUCCAGUCACAUUUCCAUGGAUGGCAUGGCCUGUGCUCAUGAUGGGAGCCCUAUGGCAUCGGCAUGUGGAUGGCGCCUGGUUCCCCUCCGUGGCGGUCACUGGGAGAGCUAUCGCUGCAGCUGCGGUGUUGGGCAUUCUCGAAGCUUGUGCUGCCGCCCUUGAUGUCUUCGUUCCCUCUGGUUUGAGCAGCAGGCAAAGCGUGAUCUUGGCUCUGCUGCGCUGUGCUGACAUUCCAGUAGCAGCUGCUCUCAACGCGGUCAUGAGCGGAGACUCCCAAGCGCCUGUGCUAUCCUCGUUGCCCAUAUCUCUGGGCUUGGCCUGUUCUUGGCUGCUUUGCGAGUGUUACGGGCGACAGGAAGACACCUUCCGCUCACAUCCGGGCGAUGCAUUGCUCAUCACCGCGGCUGCUGUUGCAACGGUUUGCAGAGCCUUGCGAUGUGCCGGUGGUGCCUUUCUGUUGCGGCGAGUGGGAGUGGAUAAUUCUUGGGGUGGUCUCUUCUUUGUAGGUGGCUUUAGCGGGUUCUUUGGAUCUAUGCUUGUGUUGCCUUUAACCUUGGGCCAGUUGCCCUUAAAGUCGAUCGAUUGGGACGCCAACUCAUUCCAUGCUGUUUCCGCUGUUCAGCUUGACUUCAGCGUGGUUGCCGUUGCAGCACUUGGGCUUGGAGCAGUGGAGACGCUGUCGAGGCUGGCUGUGCUUCGCCACUCUGACACAGCUGCCGCAGCAGACCCACCUCCGCCUGAGCAUCCACCUCCGCCCGAGGAGGCUCCAGCGGCGCCGCCAGAUGAGAUUCCGGCCCCUCCACCGGAGCCAGACACUGCACCACCACCACCGGAGGCGCCGCCGCCACCUGGCAGCGAGUGUGAAGGCUGCAAGAUGCCCUUGUACAACUCAGACUCGUCAUCAAGCUCCUCCGGCCUUUGCGUACCCUGCAGGUUCAAAGGCUGUAAUCCAUGGCUCCCCACGAAGAAGCUCCUCCACUGGAGCACUUUGAAGGCUGGAGCUCCAAAUAUCAUCAAGCUACCGAUCAUGGGCUUCUUAGAAUACAGGACGGGCAGACUACUGCCUGAGUAUAUACUGGAGGUGCGAUGCUUAAGAGUCGAUGCACCGGAGUGGCGCUACGAGCUGGUGCACAGCUGGCCCAGUGGAAUCUCGAUUUUCGUCGGCGAUCGCAGACUUCUUGUGAAGAAGCCGGACGAUGAGCAUUUCGAGGCCCCGGGACCAUUCAACCUCACAGACUUCGUUGCGCGGCGUCCGAAUGAGGUCAACCAUCCAAUGCAGGUGAAUGUUGCUAUCACGGCCAAGAAGACCGAAAUCUGGGCCAUAGGCUUUGUGCUGAGCCUGGGCGUGGCCAGGGAUGAGGAGGUCGCCGAGCAGGUCGUGCAGCAGCAGCCGCCACUUGAGGACCGAAUGAAGCUUGAUCUCGAGCGCGUUCGCAUAUGGGUCAGCGAGCAUCGUCCUGAUCGGGUGUCGAAGAAGGACACACUGCGCUGUGUUGAGCCACCCGUUCUGAAGUUGAUCUGCUGCACUAGCCUCCUACGAAUUGAGCAAGCUGCGCGCGGUUCAAGGUGUGAGCAUCUGCAGUGCUUCGAUUUGAACUCGUACAUCCACACAAUGCGGAGCAUUCCGCCCAAACACGCCUGGUGUUGCCCGAUAUGUGAUCAGCCCGCACCAUUGCAUCAGCUUAGACUAGACGCCUUCGCACAGUCUAUAGUGGACAACACGGCAGCCAAUGUCACAGAGGUUCUGGUAGCUGACAAUGGAAAGUUUGAGGUCUCUGCGACAGAAGAGCUGCUGCAGGAUUCCUCAGACGAGGAGGCUCUCAAGGCGGAGCAGGCCGUUCAAGCAGCGGCCGCGGCCGGGCUGUCUCCGGUACCUCGUGCUGCUCCAGUCCUGCUGUCGCAGGCGGAGCUGCAGCAAGCCGCGUUGAAUUUGGGCCGUGCCUUCUCGGCCCCGAAGGCGGCAGCUCCAGCUCCGGCUCCAGAGCCCCAGCCGAAAGCGGAGCCGAAAGCGGCCAAGGAGAGAGAACACAACAGGAGCCGAAGUCCCAAGCGAGGUGGCCAGGAGUCGCCUCCAGAGGACAAGAUGAAGGCUUGGAAAGUUCUGCAAGGCCUCGAAAAGGCUCCAGAGAAGCCAAAGGAGCAGGAGCCCCCGAGGCCUCCAGAGCCCCCAGAGAAGAAACCCGAGAAGCCGAAAGAAAAGGAGCGGAUUGGCUGGCUCCCCGAUGGUGCUACAUGCUCUUUGUGCUCCAAGACUGUUGUUGAGAAAGGCGGCGUGUACUGUGGUCGCAAGCGCUCUUCGGGAGAGCUUGCUGGCUGCUUCGAGGCGAUCUGCUGGAAGUGCAUGAACAAGCACAGGGACAAGAUCGGAAAGAUCAAGACCACCAAGUCUGAGUUUGGCUCGCUUGGGGCUGGCGCCUGGUGGAUGCACGAAAGGUGUAUGACACCAGAGGACAAGAAGGAUUAUUUCGGCGAGGAUGAAGAGGAUGAUGUCGAAGAUGUCAAGCCAAAGCGACCCAAGAAAAAGUUCAAAGAUGAGGCGCUUGCAGGGCAGAGUUUGUCCCAUGACCAGAAGGUAUCAGAAGGCCUGGAUGCGGGCUUCUUUGCCGUCUCCUUCGAGGAGGAGGGAUACAAGACCAUCGGGGAUGUGCGCUGCGAUGGCUGGAAGGUUGUGAAGGACUUUGUCGAGGCGCUUGGCAUGCCUCGAGGAUCUGACGAACGCUUGAUGCAGCUCUGCUUUCAGGUGGAUGCAGAAAGCACAACUGAGACUGCUGAGAUGAACGAGAAUGAUGCCGCGGCUGAAGUGAUACUUUCAGGCACCGGGAAUGCUGAGUGGCAAGAAGCUGUGAUGCCGCUGUACUCCAUGCAUAUGGGCUGCGAGAACAUGGGGCCUCUUCUUCACAGUCUGGCACGCUUCGUCAAGCCGCGCAGUUGUCUGGAAAUUGGAGCAGGCUACACGUCGGCCUUCUUGCUGCAGGCUUUGGAGGACAAUUGGCGCGAGAUGCAGUUCUGGGAGUCCUGGCGAACUUCGCCAAAGACUUCUGGGCCUGCCCCCGAAAGCUGGCUCGUCGGAGGGGCUGGAGAACUUGCGGAUUUGGAAGGUGGCGUUUUGCACUGUGUCGACAACUUCGCCCACAGGCACAGCACAGCGCCGGAGCUUUUCCGCGUCGCACAGCGUUUGGGGCUGCAGCGCCGCUUGAGGCUCCAUCUGGAUGAUGCAAGGGCUUUUCUGGAAGAAUCGAACCACCUCCUCUUUGACUUCAUCUGGCUGGAUGGCCUGCUAGACUUUGCACCGCCGGUGAAUGGAAGUGUGAAGGAUGGCAUCGAAAGUUUUCUGGCACUUCUUUGGCCUCAAGUGCUUCCCGGAGGCUACGUUUUGCUCCACAGCACUUUGACGAACAGCGCAGUGCGGGAAUGGAUCGAUGCGGUAGCCAAGACGUCGCAGGGCACACCGGGUGCUUUGCUGAGUCUGCUGGAGCCCCACAAGAAGUUUCAGAACUCUGUCAGCAUCUUGCAGAAGAGGUCAGAUGAUUUUUCUGAGCCGAUCUAUUCCAAGUUGCCGUGA